Messenger RNA from Daldinia childiae, 3696 nucleotides. RefSeq names its product Tubulin-specific chaperone D. NCBI's taxonomy places the organism in Eukaryota, Fungi, Ascomycota, Sordariomycetes, Xylariales, Hypoxylaceae. Gene Ontology annotation, molecular function: GTPase activator activity; beta-tubulin binding. The record is from RefSeq and is a predicted model, not a curated record. The coding region runs from base 1 to 3696 and encodes 1231 amino acids. Gene Ontology annotation, biological process: post-chaperonin tubulin folding pathway; microtubule cytoskeleton organization; tubulin complex assembly. The transcript has 3 exons.
AUGGAUGCACCUGAGCAAGAUCGGGAUGUUGUCAUCCAGAAAUAUUCAGCAGACCUAGUCACUGAUUUUGAUCGUUCUCUGAUACCGUUCCUGAAGAAGCCCAACGGCCAACUUCGGAGACGCGUGCGUAUGAGGGAAACGUCAAGACUGAUGUCACUUGUUCUGGAACCAUUCCAAGAGCUACCACAGCUGCUCGAUCCGCAUCUGCCCAAGUGGUUACCGACUUUGGCGGAAGCAUACUUAGGGUGUUUACAAGACCACCGUAAACAUAGAUCGCUAUCUAUGCGGUCUCAACUUCUACUUCCGUUAUCUGAUGCAAUAUGCAAACUUCUUUAUACAUUUUGCAAAAUUCGAGGGGAGAAAGUCAUCGUUAGAUUCUUAAAUGUAGAGACGAAAUACUUAGAGCUUCUCCUGCUCGCCAUCGAAGAAUCGGAGCGUAAUGCUGAUUCGGCUACUUCAUGGACCUGGCAUGAAAGAUAUAUUACCCUACUAUGGUUAUCCCAACUAUUCUUCGCUCCUUUCGAUCUCUCGACUAUAUCAUCUGGUGACGCUGACGAUCUCGAUCGGCUCACCGUUUCCGGAUUUGAGUGGCCGUCCCAGGUUCCUGGUAUCGCCUUAAGGGUUAUUCCCCUGGCGGUCAAGUAUAUUGCGUCGCCUGGCAAGGAAAGGGACGGAGCAAAGGCUCUCCUGGUUCGAGUGGCGAUGCGGAAGGACAUGCAGGAACUAGGAAUACUCAACGCUCUAGUAAAAUGGGCUUUGUCGACCUUGAAGCCAUCGGAGGAUGCCCCAGCUAAAUCUCCGUACUAUUACAUUGGUACCAUUUCAUUCUUAGCUGGGAUCCUCAGUGCCGCCGCAGAUACGUCCAUCAUGGAUCCGCAUCUUCCUUCUAUUUUCAGUACCACACAAGCUAUCGCCUCCGGGGAGGACCCCGUUUUCGACGUCAUUGUCGGUUCUGCGCUAGCUCGGAAAAUGCUCAUUAAAGUAAUACGCUCGAUCGUCACUCUGGUCUUGCGGAAAUCACAGCAAGUUGAUACUGAUACUGAAGUAGUAGAAACUUCUAUCGGAUAUCUACUAGAAAGAUUAGCAGAUAAUGAUACGCCGGUACGCCUUGCUGCCAGCAAAGCUCUUAGCAUUGUUGCACUUAAACUCGAGCCUGACAUGGCCUCACAAGUCAUUGAAGCCGUUUUAGAAUCACUUAACCGAAACGUGCUCUGGGUCAAAAGUAAGGCGGACCCAUCUGCUCCUCCUACGCGAGAUAUUACGGCCGUCGAUCCACUGGAGUGGCAUGGGCUGAUGCUCACUCUUUCACAUCUUCUAUACCGGAGGUCACCACCUCCUGACAACUUAUCCGAUAUUAUUCAUGCCUUAUUGAUGGGACUUUCUUUCGAGAAGCGAAGUCCAUCAGGAGGGUCAGUCGGCACCAACGUCAGAGACGCAUCUUGCUUUGGUAUAUGGGCACUAGCUCGACGUUACAGCACUUCUGAGCUGCUUCAAGUACAGACACAAUCCGUGUUAGUUGCUAGGGGGCACGACCCCGCUGCAUCGAUAUUACAAGUGAUCGCUACCGAAUUAGUAGUGACCGCUUCACUUGAUCCCGCCGGGAACAUUCGACGUGGCGCAUCUGCCGCUCUCCAGGAACUAAUCGGCCGUCAUCCUGACAUUGUGGAGAAGGGUAUUUCUGUAGUACAGAUAGUCGACUAUCAUGCCGUCGCUCUUCGCUCCAGAGCGAUACAUGAAGUCGCCUUGCAAGCGACUAGAUUAUCACCACAUUACGGCCGCGGGUUAUUGGAAGCGACUCUUGGGUGGCGAGGUAUAGGGGAUAUGGACGCAGGGGCUCGGAGAGUAGCAGCUAGUUCCUUUGGCGCCCUGACAGCAGAGCUGGUCGGCGUCAGAACCUCCGACCCCUUAGGCUAUUUCAAAGACUCCGUUGACUUGCUUCUAUCUCGGCUCGGAGCUCUUCAAGUAAGACAAGUAGAAGAACGGCACGGACUCCUAUUGAGCCUUGCGGCUGUCUUUGAUCUCCUUCCACAACUUGUAGACAGAGAACCCGAAUCACUCCAGAAAAUACCAACAGCUGAGAUCUGCACCACUUUAAGAAAGAUUCUACAAGAUUUCAAAAACAUCAAGUAUAGAAAACCAGAAUUGAUUGCGGAAGCUGCUGGUCGACUUGUGGUAUCAUCAACUCCGGUCCUUCUGUUAAGCGUUGCACAGAGCCAUUUUCUAGGCCCUCAAAGCACAAGUUUGCAGUCAGGUCUCUUUAUUGUGGACGAAGAUAACUCUGCACAUUUGAGUUCGAUUGCGGAUUUAUUGGAUACACCACACAGCGAUCGUCCACAACAUGUUAUCGAGCUAUUAGGAACUUUACAAGAUACUCUGAAUAAUUGGCUCGACAAAAAUGAUAUUGAAGUAGUCAAGACUUCAUCGAAGGCUGCUCUAAUUUUACUUAUCUUUGCUACCCGAGAACGCCGCGCUCAGAUCAUCGAAGAAUGGUCUAAUAAAGUACGUCGUCCGCAAGCACAACGUGCCAAGCAUGGAGAUGGCUUCUUCCAUGCUCUUACCUGCGCGUACCAACUUCAGCGGAACCAGCACGAUCGUUCAGAAGGCAUCCUAGCAAGUAAAGUGCUUGCAGAACGAUGGGCACAAGACAGCGAUAUAGAGACUCACGUCGCUAUUCUGCAAAGUUUAGUUGGCAGAGCCAUCCUUCGAGACAGGCCAUUAGACUUUCUUACCAUCGUCUCAGAAGGCUUGGAUGACUACACGACGAACGCACGCGGAGACGUCGGCUCCCAUGUUCGAUUGGAAGCGAUCAAGGCAACAAAGACUUUGUGGGACUCGAAGAGAGAUGACGAACAUGUCAUAUCAACCCUCUUCCCACGCAUACUUCGGUUAGCAGCCGAGAAGUUAGAUCGAGUUCGUACCGAAGCGCAGUCGGCAUUGACUCUACUUUUACAUCCAAGAUAUGCUCAGACCUUUAGCAAGUUAUCUUUCUCCUCGAAAGACUAUUUCAAUUUCCUACUUCGGCUCUGCGAUAAAGAGCGAUUAGAUCAAGUCGCGGCGCAAUUUUGGACACUCAGCGUAGAUGACUGCACAUCCAUACUUUUAGCCGGCCUAGUAACCUCAGCUGACACAGGGAACGAAGACUUGGUCAUAGUCAGUAGAGCCUCAGUCGCCAACUUUUGUGAGGAGUCAACAGAAAAUCGGAAGCAGAUAUGUACUGCUCUCCUUCGCAAUCUUAGGCAGUAUCAAGGCCAGGACCGGGUCAUAAUACCUACGUUAGAAGUCGUGGCGUAUUUGUUUCACGUUGGCGUUCUGCAGCGGUGUCCUGAGAUAAACCUGCGGCAACUGUGCGUCCUCGUGCAGAAGGCGGCGUACAAGACCGGCAACGUGCGCAAGCUCGAGGCCUGCAUCAAGGUCUACGGCGCUAUCGCGGCCGUAGAUGCGGAUGAUGACGUGCCGGACAUAUCGCCGGAGCUAGCGAUAAAAAGACGCGAGGGCGUUCUCGAGGCGAGAAAGAGGCUUGGCGUUCUUUUAGUGCACCCUUGGCCUAAGGCAAGAUGCUUAGUUGUUGAUGAACUCUGGGGCUUGGUGUAUGACAACGACGGAGAUACGAAACGCGCGAAGCUCCUCUCCGUGGAUUGGAGUAAAGCCGAGAAGGCAUACGUAAAGAAUAUAGUGGGAGAGCUUGGACUUGAGUAA